Messenger RNA from Biomphalaria glabrata, 5640 nucleotides. RefSeq names its product coiled-coil domain-containing protein 180-like. NCBI's taxonomy places the organism in Eukaryota, Metazoa, Mollusca, Gastropoda, Planorbidae. The coding region runs from base 181 to 4671 and encodes 1496 amino acids. The transcript has 37 exons. The record is from RefSeq and is a predicted model, not a curated record.
UCUCGCGAGCUUUACUGUUGUUGUGGAAACAGAGUCAAAAUGGCUCUGCUAAUAUUUAUUGAAUUAGUCAAUUAGUGCAAGUAUUAGAUCUAGAUUUAUAACAAUUAUAUUAAAUCAUAAAUGUAUUUGCAGCCACUAUUUAAAGAGUAGAUCUAAAUUGAACCUAGACUAUGUGACAGUAUGUCUUCUGUCGAAUCUAGAUCUACUUCAAAAAUACGAGUAGUGCCAUCUGGACAAAUUUACCGACAACUAUUUGAUGCACAGCUGCAACUUAGUAAAAGUUUAUCCUACUAUGAGAAUAGAGAAUCAAGUUCCAAAUCCUUGGAGCUAUCUCCUCCUCAAGGCCUGACUAACAUUUCAGUGAUACAUAUAGACAGAGAACCAACACAAAAUGGGCUGCUUUCAAGCAGACAGCAGUCUUGGGUUCAAGGGUAUCCUAAUGAUCCAUAUACGGAAAAUCCUGUUCUUUACAAACAAUAUAGUGAAUAUUUGCAACAAAAAAAGCUUACUUCAGAAGCAUUAAAAUCAGAAGAAGAUGUUAGAGGUCUUCCAGAUAUUAUUGUACCACAGAAAAUCGGUUCAAACAUUAUUCAGCGGAUUGCAGAGAGUCGAAAACAAAGACAUGAAGCAGCUGUGGAAGAUCUUCAUCUAGAACUUUGUCUCAUAAACAAUGAAGUAGAGCCUCUUAUUGAAUGGGAAUCUCUUCAGCUGUUAAAAAAACUCAAAGAUGAUGACAAUGACAUUGAAGCCAUUCUAACUUCAUUGCAGGUUGAGAAUUUAUUAAAGAUGUCCCUUCCAAUGCUUGAAACUGUUUGGGAAGAUAUUUUAAUUCACUCUGGCAAGAGACAAAACUGGAUAGCAGAGCUGGAUAACAAUCUGAAGCUGAUUGAGACUGACAGAUUAAAUAAGAUCAAAAGCGUGUUUAAAAAAUUUGGCGAUAAGUUUCUUAAAAUUGCUCAUCUUGCCAAUUCAGACCUACAGAGAUUCUUGGAUAAAGAAACUCAGAUGAUCAAUCAAACAGUACUAAGUAAUCAAAGGUCCUAUGCUGACCUUUUUGUGCGGCUUCUUUCUGCUGAUGUAGAAAGAGAGAAAGCUCAAAGAGUGGCUUGGCAGAGAAGAGUAGAAGAUUGGAAGGCUGCUAAUAUUCAGUCUGUAAUGGACAAUUUUAGAAACUUCAUGAUGAAUGACUCAGUUAAACAGCCAGAGAAUAUUGCCAAAGUUAGGAAUGAUUUCAAAUUAGAGCAAGAAAAAUUACAAUCCCUGUGUAUAGCUUCUCUACAAACCAUGUGUGACAUGAAACCUCCUAUCUCUACAAAGUCAGCUGUUUAUAAAUGGAGAAAUGAUAUCAAUACAAUUGUGAUAGAACUUGACUCAGUCAAUCAGAUGUACCUCAAUAAACUGUAUGAAGAGCAUGAACAAGUUUGUCAGAUGUGUUUGGAAAAAAUUAAUAGUGAAAAGGAGAAGCUAAUUGAUUCUGGCAUUUGUUCAAGUCAUAGAGCUAGACAACUGAUGGAGGAGUAUAUGUUACCUUUGGUUGGUCAACACCAAAGAUUGGUUGAAUCAGAGUUAGAAGGCCUAGAGAAACAAUUAGAGGCCCAAAAAACAAAGCUUGAGGAGGAAAUCAAAACAUUAUUUAAAUUUUCUCAAGGAGCAGCACAUUUGUGGGAUGUACAUGAGAUAGGUUUGGCUAAAGAAGAGAGAGCACUCCAAGAAAAACUGGAAGAAAUUCGUUACAGUCAUGACCAAAGCAAUCAGGAAAAAGAAGCCAACCUUGACCUGGUAAUGGACAGAAUGAGACAAGAUGCUAAUGAUGUUGCUCUCAAAGACAGUCUAAUUAAAGCAAACGUCAUGUUGGACAAAAUAAGAGAGUCGUACUUGGAGUUCCAUAAACAACAAACUGAACUAGUGAAGAGUUAUCCCAACAUGAUCAAUUCAGAACUCUUGGAUUAUGAGAACAAAAUGUGUACAUUUUUCUCUGUAGCUAAAGCUAAGACGAAUGAUUUUAAAGAAUUACAUUCUGAAGAAGAAGAGGUUGACACAGAGAUUCAAGAGAAACAAAGUGAAAUUUUAAGUGCUCAGUCUGUCCAUUCAGCUGAGCUAAAUCUAUCUGAUGUUGUCAAACAAAUCCUACAGACUUCUAGAGGGACAGAGUUCUAUCUCCUGCCUGAUGCUGGGCUAGCGUCUGCUGAGUCAGUAGAAGGUCAAGAUGAAGACAAUUUACAGACAGAGGAUAAAACAAAUGAUGCCAUUAUCAACAUGAUUAUUCCAAAGUCUCUUAUUUUACAAACAAAGUUAAAAAUUCGUCAGAACUUUCUAGAACAUUUGGAUGAGUGGUUUGAUGAAGCAUCUGAUAGAGCUAAAAGUAUUGUUAUAGCCAAGUGUCAAGAAAUAAACAGUGAACUUGACCUUCGACUUCACCUCCAUCAACCUCGACCUCAGAGAGCAGAGUUUGAUAUACAUAAUGUCCGAGCAGCUGAACUUGUGAUGCAUUCAGAGCGUGUCAUCCGCCAUUGUGCUGGUAUGGAGAAGAAAAUGGCAGAACUAAGUGCUACUUUUAAGGCCAUGAGUCAGGAACAUAAUAAACUUGCCAAUCAAUUUCAUGUAGAUAUUCAAGCUCUGGAAGUAAUAUUUGUUAAUGCUACUAAAUCUUCAAGACUUGUCAAUCUCCAGAAUCAAUUAGUGGUAGAGAAAGAAAAGUUUAUGACAACUAUUCGUACAUCUUUACGUCAGUUUAGACAACACCUUGAUGAGACACUGCAGAUGUUAAGGGAAUCUAAUGCCAGAUUUAUCAAAGCAUUCAAACUGUUUUCUGAUGGAGGUAACUUUUGUCCAGAGGAAAUUGAAGAUUAUAGAAAAAAAUUAGAAAAAAUGUCUCAACAGAUAGAUUCAACUGAAGGUUCAAUUAUGUCAGAAUUGGAAGGCAUGGAGUCAAAAAGAUUGGAGAGUGCAACUAAAAUUUGUCUGGAGUUUGAAGAGCGAUUUAAAAGUCAUAUGAAUGAUUUAGUGUUCAUGGAGCGGGUCUCAAGAUGGCUGACUAACACACAAGUCAAAAUCAAAUCAGAAGUAGCUUACAGUAACACACAGUCACAAAAUCUACUUGGCAUGCUCAAGACUCUAGAACAAAGAAUUAAUGCUUGUCAGAAUAAAAAUAUGGAUCUAGAACAAAUAACUUCAACUCAACUUAAUGAUUCUUUAGAAGAAAUAUUUGGUGCUUUUGUUAAAAGAUGGGAUUAUCUACAAAGAGAAAAAACUGGAACAGGGCCUAAUGGAACAAUUGCCAAUGCUAAAGUUGUUUUUACAAAUGACAAUACGGCACAAGCAGGGAAAAUUAGUAAGCUGAUAGAAGACCCUACAUUUGCUACUAUCAAAAGUAUUCUCAAAUUUCUAGAAAUAAAUAAACUUAAAUUUUCAGAUGAUUUUUGGACACAAAGAACUAAACUAAAAUUUGGACUAGAUGCUGCUAUUGAUGGUGAAGAAUAUAAAAGAGAGAAAUCAGCAGUAUCACAGUCUUCCAGUAAAGGAAGUGAGCAGAGUAUGACAAAAAUUAAUCAAAAAGCAAAUAUUGAUGUAAAAAAGACAGCCAUUGGGACUGUAAGAUCAAGCAAGCAAUUCAAGAUUGAUAAGAAACCUUUGAGCCUUGGAAUAGAUACAAGUUCAAAAGAGCAAUUCAUUCCUCAUAUUCAAGGCAUUUUAAAAGAUGCUUCAGAUGGUCUUCUUUCUACAGCUGAGGUGUUUUAUGCACAGAAAGGGAGCAACCCUGUCACUAGACCUCAAGUUUUGCAGGAAACAUUAGAACAGUUUACUGAGGUUAUAACUCAAAAGAUUGGUUCCUAUGGUAGCCAAGCUGAUGACUAUCAUAAUCAAUGUUUGCAAGAAUUCCGCCAUCAAUUAUUGAAUCUUGAAGACCUGUGUGCACAAGUUCCUGGUCUAGUAAUUGGGGACUAUGUUCAGAAUCAAAUACUUGAGUCAAAGAAGGCCCAUGAUGCACUUGUAUCAGAGUUUCAAUCUAUUCUUGAGCAUCUUGCUACUAGACAGACAGCUAAUAAAAAAGAGUUACGACCAACAUUGGGUCACCCUAACCUCAAGGAUGAUUUGGCUGCAUUGUGUGCUAUGGAAUAUGAAAGACACUUAAGCUUUGUUGAGCAUGUGACAAGGUUUACAGAAACUCAGCAGGAAAAUGCUGUGAAGAAUGGUCAAGUUUUUGUGGAAGGUCUUGUUGAAUUGUCCACACGUCUUCUAAAGCAGUGUGAUCAUAUCUUGUUAUUAGAUGAAGUAGACAAAGGAAGAGUUGAACCAAAGCUACUUCCUACAUCUGAACUAAUCAGAAGAAAGAAAGCUGGAAAAUCUCUUGAAGAAGAAGAAACCAAUUACAAGUCUUCUUGUAGUAUUGCUAGCUGGAUUGGCCUUCCCAUGAAUCAGUUUUGUUUGGAAGGUUUGCCUAGUAGACUUGAACUCAGUCCAUCCAUCACAACCAAUAAAACAACAUCUGCUCACAGUGCUGUCAUCAAAUCCAGAGAUGUAGCUUACCAGACUUACAAAACUUCAUUUGAUAAAAUGGUGCAAGAAAUUGAAAGUACAAAAAAUAGUCUUUUGCUGACAGAAACAUUAUGGUCCCAGUCGUGGAAUAGUUCUGUUGAGAAAGUCAAAGGCCUGUAUCAAACUGAGUCCUAGACUCACUGUCAACACCAGGAGAAUUAAUCAGCAGGGAGCUGCCUUAAUGAGAUGAAUGUAUUAUACCUUGUGGCUUUUGUAUUUAAAAGACAAUUUCUAUGUUCUUGAAAGAAUUAUUUGAAUCAAGUUAGAAUAUGUUGUUUAGGCAUGUCAUUUUUAUUUGUUUAAAAAAAAAUCAAAAUUGAGACACUGCAAUUUCUUGAUAUUGAUUGUUUAAAUGUCUUAGAUCAAUAACUAGACCUUUUUUUUUUGUUGAUAGUUUUGACCCAUCAUAUAAGGCUUUUGUUUUUAAGAAAUGUCAUUUAGAAUCAGAUGUAUGAAAAAAAAUUUUCUGAGACAGACAAAUAUCCAAAUUAUUUGUUUGUUUGUUUUUUUAAAGAUUUCCAUUCCAUUGAAAACAAUUAUUGAGAGAUAUUAUUUCUGUUUGAGUCAAUUUGUUUGUUUCUGUGUCCAGAUCAAUAAAACUUUGUCUUCAGUCAGCAAAAACUUUGUAUGUAGUUAACCAGAAAAUGUCAAUGUUUAGUUUGUAAAGGUUACUUGGACAAUUCUAAACAGGUAGAGGCUCUCUGAACAUUUGAAUAAAUCACAUUUCUAGUUGAAUGUUCUGAGAUGUGAGAGAAGAGAGAGGACACAACCUUUGAAGAUCUUGUUUGAUAGAACAGAGCAACUGAAUCCAUUAGGAGUCAUGAUUUAUAAAACUUACCAACACUGUUCCCUUUGUUUUUCAUUAAUUAAUUUGAACUUGUUAGUUAAUUAGUUACCAUGAACUUGUUAUAAUCUGUACCACUAUUCAAAAGCAGCAACAAUCUCCCAAUGUUAUAUUCUAUUCUAUAUGAUGAAGAGCUGAACUAACUCAGACUUUUCAAAAUGAAAAAUAUUUUUGUUUCAAAUUUAUUUCUAUAAAGUAUUUCAAAACUUUGUUCAUCAGAGGUAAUAAACUAGAAGUAUAUAGACUUUCCAAAACCUUUA